GGGGGGGUUUCUGGCGCGUUCGCUCUUCUUCUGCCGCAGGAACGCACCACGACAGGGCUAUAUUAGGGCGGAAGCGAUGCUCCUCGACGGCGCAGGUCUCUGACAGCACUGUGAUGCCUGAUCAAUGGCGCCAGCAGCGGCGGGGAGAGUCGAAAAACGCCGCGGAAAGCGAGCGGCAGAGGAUGAGCUCGACGGCGAGAGGCGACUGAGGAAGAAGUUCGGCCGGCUGCGACUCGACAGAUUAUCCGAACAGACACUGAUUACGCCCACGACGACAGCAGCAGGAGGAGGAAUUUACGGUCUAGAGGCUCAGAGACAGGCAGACGAACGAGAGCAUGCGGGCUCGCCGUCGAAAUACACGUCCUCGCGGGCCAGCAAUGGCGAUGGCAUGCAGGUCGACGACACCAAAACCCGAGUAUACAUCACUGAUCUAGGGGACGAGAUCGCCCAGAUAGAAGAGGAAGAGAGAAGACAGACGUUUAAAGUCAUGCCGGAGAUGGAGAAGCAGCUCAUGUCGAUCCCUAAGUCAGUGCUUACGCAUAAACCAAAGGAGGAGAGGAACAACGAGCUGGUGCUCUACCGCGUUCCGGCAGCGCUGGGAAUACCGGCUGAACAGGACAGUGUUCGAGCAGCGAUGACGGACGCAAGAGAGCGAGCCAGGGAGAAAAUGGCAGAGAGUUACAACGGACAGGCGGAGGGGGACAGGACACCGCCGCCAGACAUGCCCGUGGACGGUGAACAGUUGCCAGACUACGAUUUGGAUCCUAUGGAGAUCGACGAUAGCUAGGACCUAUCACUCACCCACUCUCAACUCUCACUCACACACACACACAAAGUUAUGCAAUGGUAUCUUCAUGUAGCAGUCAUUAGUUCUAUAGAAAGCUUCCUCCAGAGAAGCGUGAGUUGAAGUCGGCAGCUUUGUUGAGCAUCUCCCUACGCUGGGAAUGGCUGAUCUUGGACGGAGCCCUGAUAUCCUUCUC
Messenger RNA from Trichophyton rubrum CBS 118892, 980 nucleotides. RefSeq lists its product as uncharacterized. Bases 125 to 787 code for a protein of 220 amino acids. NCBI's taxonomy places the organism in Eukaryota, Fungi, Ascomycota, Eurotiomycetes, Onygenales, Arthrodermataceae. The record is from RefSeq and is a predicted model, not a curated record. The transcript is spliced from 2 exons.